Messenger RNA from Aspergillus vadensis CBS 113365, 1541 nucleotides. Its product is annotated as casein kinase II subunit beta. Lineage: Eukaryota; Fungi; Ascomycota; Eurotiomycetes; Eurotiales; Aspergillaceae. The record is from RefSeq and is a predicted model, not a curated record. Gene Ontology annotation, molecular function: protein kinase regulator activity. Gene Ontology annotation, cellular component: cytoplasm; protein kinase CK2 complex. The transcript has a single exon. The coding region runs from base 331 to 1422 and encodes 363 amino acids.
UCAUGACCGCGACAUUCAUCACAACUCUGUCAUUCUAUUAGCCCUACAGCGGACGUCAUCUACAGUCCGAUCAUACCUUAUCCAUCCAAUUCUUGCCUUCCUGCUACAGGAGGGCUCACGACUUCGGAACCUCGUACCAGAUCCCAUUGCAUCUGGUGCAGGUUUAAUCGGCGCUUCAUCUCGCACGAGAUAUUUCGCAGUCGUUUCUCCCCCUAGCUCGGCAACGUGUCGAGAGAGAUAGGUUCGGCGUUGGCCGACGGCCUAGACAGGCUGGAUCUGAGUCAACUGUCUGAAUCGACGCCCUCGUCGUCCGCGUCCGACUCCUUCGACAUGUCGUCUUCGGAAGGGGCCCCGGAGUCCUGGAUCUCCUCGUUCUGCUCGCUGAUGGGUCAUGAGUUCUUUGCGGAAGUGUCGGAGGACUUUAUCGAAGAUGACUUCAACCUGACGGGUCUGCAAUCGCAGGUGCCUAUGUACAAGGAGGCCUUGGAAAUGAUCCUGGACGUGGAACCCGAGGAGGACGAGGAAGAUGAGGAAGAGGAGGAGGAAGAGGAGGACGAGGACGAGAUUCUAGGAGAUGAGAAGCCGCCAGGAUACCGCAGGGCAGGGGAACGGCGGCAUGCACGAGUCGCGAGUGAUCUGAGCGACAUCGAGAGCUCUGCCGAAUUGCUUUACGGACUGAUCCACCAGCGCUACAUCACUUCACGGCCCGGUAUCCAGCAGAUGCUGGAGAAGUAUGAGAUGCAACAUUUCGGUGUCUGCCCACGAGUCUAUUGCAACGGAUGCAAGGUUCUGCCUGUCGGACGUUCCGACACGCCUGGCCAAGAGACGGUCAAAUUGUUCUGCCCUAGUUGCCAAGAUCUCUACACUCCCCCGAACAGUCGGUUCCACUCGGUCGACGGAGCUUUCUUUGGAACUACCUUUGGUUGCCUGUUCUUUAUGACCUUCCCAGACCUCGAUAUCGGACCCCGGCUGGACAGCUCCCUCGCCGCGUUAUCACCGACCCGCUCCUCCUCCUUGACAUCUUCUUCGAUCAACAACCAAGUGGUACCGGAUGUGCCUCCUCCCAACCAGCCUGUUGAGAUCAACGGCGUGCGUACCGUCAACUUCAGCCCGGGUCUUGGACCGGGUCGGAUCUACGAAUCCCGAAUCUAUGGCUUCCGCGUGUCGGAACGCUCACGCUCAGGACCGCGCAUGAAGUGGCUGCGGAUGAAGCCUCUUGAUGUACGGGAACUGGAUGAGCUGGCACGGUACGAGGCGCUGCACGGGGAGGCUGAUAAUGCUGAUAAUGAUGGGGACACGGAAAUGGGGAGCGCCCCCGGCAGCGCACAGAGUGCCGCCAUUGCGAAAAGGAAAAAGGCGCCCAUGCGCAGACGGCGAUACAAUCCUAACCAGAUGAGCAUCAACGGAGCGGAGGCCGGAUAACGGGUCGCCAUUGUCUUUGUGCUUUUUCUGUUAGGAUAGCUAUUUGAGGGGUGUUUUACAUCUCUCUUAAUCCUUUCUGUUCUUUUUUUCAUUUAUAUAUUCUUAUGCUCUUCAUCUCU